Molecule: messenger RNA, 639 nt
Organism: Trichomonas vaginalis G3
Lineage: Eukaryota; Parabasalia; Trichomonadida; Trichomonadidae
Product: hydroxyacid-oxoacid transhydrogenase protein
Exons: 1
Coding region: 1-639 (212 amino acids)
Molecular function (GO): butanol dehydrogenase (NAD+) activity; metal ion binding
Source: RefSeq, a predicted model, not a curated record
AUGACAUUACCACAGAGACAAAUCAGAAAUGGUUUGUUCGAUGCGAUGAUUCAUUGCACAGAUCAAGUUAUUACAGGCGAUAAAUGCCCAAUGGCAGACAAUUUCUUCUUUUCUGUCAUGAAAGAACUUGUUGACAUUAGCACUGGUUUAUUGCAACCUGAUGCUUCAUUAGAACUUCAUGAGAGAUUGAUUGUUGCUUCAGAAUUCGCACAGAACCAAAUAUUCGCUUAUGGAAAGACACCAUAUUGGGAAGUUCACCUUACAGCACAGCCAUUGACUCCAAUGUACGGUAUUGAUCAUGCUGCCACACUUGCAAUUGUUGCACCAGUCCUUUACGAAAGGCUUAAGGAAUCAAGAAAAGAGACAAUGGCAGAAGCAGCUGAGUACGUUUUUGGUGUUCAUGAAGGAACUGUUGAUCAAAAGGCCGACAAGUUCAUCGAAGGAAUCCGCAAUUUUGCUAUUAAACUUGGCAUGCCAUUGAAGGUUUCAGACUUCCCUAACGCUUCAAAGAUUCAAGAAGGAGAUGUUAAAUUCCUUGUUGAAAGAGCUUUAGAAUUAGGAAGAGGUCAACAAUAUGGAUACAACAACGAAUUGAAUGCAAAAGUUGUUGAAGAGAUUCUUUCUAAAGUUGUUCAAUAA